This is a messenger RNA of Cyphomyrmex costatus, 999 nucleotides long. Its product is annotated as ester hydrolase C11orf54 homolog. The transcript is spliced from 6 exons. Gene Ontology annotation, cellular component: nucleus. Bases 1 to 999 code for a protein of 332 amino acids. NCBI's taxonomy places the organism in Eukaryota, Metazoa, Arthropoda, Insecta, Hymenoptera, Formicidae. The record is from RefSeq and is a predicted model, not a curated record. Gene Ontology annotation, molecular function: hydrolase activity, acting on ester bonds; zinc ion binding.
AUGGCAGAGGUGUUAAAUGGCAAUUCGUACACUAGAUCCCAUAAAAACCGCUGUUAUAAAGUUCAUUCAAUGAAGACACACACGCUCUCAGAAAUUGCAGAAGUUCUACAAAAUGGAAUGCAACCUUUGUUCCACCGAUUGAAAGUGGACGUAACUAGUUGCCCUUGUUUAACAAAAGAACCGUACAAUCUUGCCGGUGUAGGAUUGUGUGGCAACACAGCGAUAAUUUAUGAUCAGGAUCCCCCUGAAAACGACCGCGAAUGGCAAAAUAAAAAACGUGAUAUUAAAUCUGUGUUAAAAACUAUUUGCAGUGAUUCCUUUGUCAUUGGAAGUAGUUACGCUACAAAACCGAACAUGCCUUAUUACGGACAUCUCAUUGUGAAUGCCACGUACAAAGCACCUGAGAAUUUUACAAACGCAAGUCGCAUUGUUUUCACAGAAAAAGGUAACGAACAAAGAAGGAUAGAAACAGUAACUGAUCCUAAUCAAUUGAAAUGCACCAACCAAGGCUGUUUAUUUAUCAGCGAGGGUAGACCAGGCAAUGUUGUGAGAGUGCGUGCUAGGGGUCGCAAAAAGGUUGACACAGACAUCAUAACUUCAAUGCAAAACGUCCUUUAUGAUAAUUAUGGAAAAAACACGGAUGAUCUUUUUGCUUUAGGGGGUGUUCUAAGGAUGACAUACGGACAAGUGGCGUGUAAUGUUAUGUAUGACGAAUAUCCGGAGAUGUUACCAUUUUAUGAUUUUUUUCUUCAACAGCAAUGUUCCGAGAUAAAUCUAGAAUCAGAUAUGAUAGCCGUUGGGGUAAUAUUUAACAGUUUCCCAGUACGAAUGACUGAGCAGCCACGUUACGGUGUUAGUAUUUACAAUAGAAAUGAGUUUCAUUGUUUCUCUGAUUUUGGAGCAGGCGGACAAUUUAUUAACGAUAUUUCUCCGGAUACGACAGAAUAUGAAGGUUACUUCAAUGUAGCAGAAAAGCUUAUUAUCCCUGAAAUGAAAUAG